GGGCGAGAAUCGGGACGGAGCCGGGGAGCAGAGCCCUUGAGAGCGGAGUCCUGAGUAACGCAGCGCUAUGUGUUGAUUGGCUUCUUGUUGGUGGAAGGAAACGGGAAACUCGUCUUGUCUCGGUUUGCGUAAUGUUUAGUGUGCUGUUACAGAGCGAGUGCAGCUGAACGAAGACAGAUUUCCCUCACUCACUCGAGGAGUUGGUCUCGGCUGCAUUCGGCGGCUUUUCUUGUCUGACCGAGCGCUAGCGUCGCUUCGACAGGUAAUACUCGAAAAUGGGGUGCUUUUUCUCCAAGAAAUCCAGGAGAAAAUCUCCUGACAAGGAGCUCAGCCUGUCCGCUGCGGAGAAGGACGCUACGGGCAAUAACGUGUCCGAAGGCACCGCGCCGAGCAGCACCGACCAGGCAGCACCGAAACAAUACAGCUGGGACAAGCGGGAGAAGGUUGAUCCCAAAGACUUUAUGUUGACUGGUAUCAAGGAUGCCACAGUAGGACGUUUGCCAGGAAAACUCAAUGGGCAGCAGUUUGUUAUUCAAGAGUGUGAGAACUGCAACAUCUUUGUGUUUGACCAUUCAGCAACGGUGACCAUUGAUGACUGUGUAAACUGUCGCAUAGUGCUUGGACCAGUCAAAGGCAGCGUGUUCUUCCGAGACUGCAAAGACAUUAAGUGUGUGGUGGCCUGUCAGCAGUUCCGGACAAGGGACUGCAAGAAAAUGGAUGUCUUUUUGUGUUGUGCCACUCAGCCCAUUAUCGAAUCGUCCACCAGCAUGAAGUUUGGCUGCUUCCAGUACUAUUAUCCUGAAUUGGCCUUUCACUUCAAGGAUGCAGGUCUAAGCAUCUUCAACAACAACUGGAGCAACAUACACGAUUUCACGCCUGUCUCGGGAGAAACCAAUUGGAGUCUACUGCCGGAGGACGCUGUGGUGUUGGAGCAUGUGCCUCUUCCUGACUCUGAGUCGGAGUUCAAGUCUGUACGUAUCUCUACCGAUGUGAACCGGAGUAUCGUGCCCUUGACCAAUGGAGGGAGGCGCAAGGAGAGCGAAGAGUCCUGCCUGUUUGUGUUCUUUGCUGGAGACUACACCACAGCCAAUGCUCGCAAGCUCAUUGAUGAGGCAACUGCCAAAGGUUUUACACUCAUCCAAACCAAAGAGGUCUGCAUGCGACCUGAAGAUGUGAACAGAGUGUUCCAGAACAAUGCAGAGGGUCUCGUUGAGUGGACUGCAAAGGGUCCUGUUGUAGCCCUUGAGCUGAAUGGAGAUGGUGUAGUGGAGGCCUGCAGAAACAUUGCCAGUGAGGUUUUCAAUGGGACAAAGGUGUUUGUUUCUGAGAAUAAAAAUUCAGCUUCUCGGGAUGUUGACAACUUUUUCAACUUUGCUGACAUGCAGAUGGGAUUGUGAAUCAAUAAAAUCAAUUUUGUUUGAUACAUUUUUGUACAUUCAGUAUUGUGAAUUAGAAUAAGUAAAUUUUCCUAAUCUAAUAAUGUAAUGAAAUGGAUGUAGAGUUACUGGUGUCUCUUAAGAUUAAGGGUGUUUAAACUACUAUUUACUUCUUUCUCAAGUAAUUAGUGCUGCUAAAUAUUUUUGAGGGUUAGAAGUUUUCAUGUUGGUUAUGCCAUUUUGCUGUGCUUGUACACGGUCAUGUUGAAUUUACAAGAAUAAGAGAAAUUUAUUGGAAAACAAAAACACAGACGGACCUGGAUUUCAGAAUCUAAUUACAUAUUACUGUGGCCAUUGUCAAUCAUGCUGAAAGUAAGUAAAAUUUUUAAAAUAUUUAUUCAUUUAUAUUUUUAGGGAUAUACAACUGGAAAUAGUAUGUUCUGCUCUGCUUGUGUACGUUUUCACAAAUGUAUAUCUGUGUAGCCUGUCAUUAUAUUUAUACGUAGGCCCAGAUGUGGACAUGUGAAGUUUAUAGAGUCUGUUUCUUUUUAUGAAAUAGUAGCAUGUUUUUUGGACCAUGCUUUGUACUUUAAUGUCUCUGUUUUAAUAUGUAGUUCUAUUUUCACUUAUGCGCAGCCAGAAUGAGGACAAAUCAGCUUUUUUGUCAAUGUUAUUUAUAAAAUGCUUUUGAAAGGAAUAUCAGAAGUUGAUUCAUUGUUAAUCAGAUCUUACUGAAUGUACUGCUCAAACGAGCUCUACCUAUAUACUCUGUCUGUUUUUUUGUAUGAAUGUUUUGAAGAGCACACUUUUAGUCCUGUGACCAAAAACAAUCGGUCUUAUUUGUACAGAUAAGAGAAAAGCCUCACAAUGUACUUUUAUACCUUUGAAUGGUUCAUAUUUGCAUAAGGCUGUUUUGUAGGAAUGAAUGUAAACUGUGAUUUAUCAAUACAUUCAUUUGUUAAAAGAUU
Molecule: messenger RNA, 2344 nt
Organism: Colossoma macropomum (tambaqui)
Lineage: Eukaryota; Metazoa; Chordata; Actinopteri; Characiformes; Serrasalmidae
Gene: rp2
Product: RP2 activator of ARL3 GTPase
Exons: 5
Coding region: 276-1397 (373 amino acids)
Biological process (GO): post-Golgi vesicle-mediated transport
Cellular component (GO): cilium; periciliary membrane compartment
Molecular function (GO): GTPase activator activity
Source: RefSeq, a predicted model, not a curated record